UAAACGAAAAAAAAAGAAACGUAAUUGUAGGCAGACGAGAACCAUGGCGGCGGUUGCUUUCGCGAAAUUGUACUUUUGCUGUGUUGUACGCUUUUCUGACCGAGAAUUCAAGCGUUGAAGAAGAAACAUUACAGAAAUUGAGUAAAAAUAAACAAUGAGUAACGUUGGUGGUACGAGUAAUGAUUCGGAUGACGGUGGAGAUGAUCAAGAAGCAUCUUCUUUUUUAAAGGAUCAAAAUGUUGAAGAUGCAUUAACAUCAUUCAGAGAGCAGUGGCAACGUGAACUGGAAAUAUCACCGAAACGAGAUAUAUCUAAAACACAUUCUACUCGGUCUGUCAGUACAGAAGUAUCUAAGGAUGAUUCACAAUCUAUUGAAAACAAAGCAAAGAAUUUGUUCCUUAAAGGUGUAGAACACGAACAAAGCGGGAAGUUGUAUGAAGCAAUUCAAUUUUAUAAGCGUGCCGUACAAUUAGUCCCUGACAUUGAAUUUCGUUUGUAUGAAUCAACAAAAAUAAAAUCACGAGAAAGAUUUGAAUCGGAUGAUAAUCUUGGAAGUAUUGAUAAUGAUACACAUAAUGCGGAUGACAAUGACAAAGACGAAGAAGAAGAUGCUGAAGAUGAAAGCGAUCUAUCUGUUAAACUAUCGAGAAUUGUCAACCGCAAUCAAUGUGUUUGCUUUCGAAAAUUUGAACAAAGUACAACACAUAUAUCUGCUUUACCAAUGGAAAUAAUACUUUACAUUUUGCGAUGGGUCGUUUCUUCAGAACUUGAUUUGAGAUCACUUGAAAUGUUCUCUAGAGUAUGCCGCGGAUUUUAUAUAUCUGCAAGAGACCCAGAAAUAUGGAGACUUGCUUGUAUCAAGGUAUGGGGUGUAAAUUGUGGAACUUAUGAACCAAAAUAUCAAUCAUGGAGGGACAUGUACGUACAACGGCCUAGAUUAAGAUAUAAUGGAUGUUACAUCAGUAAAACAAGUUACAUUCGCCAUGGAGAAAACAGUUUUCAAGAUCAAUUUUAUAAACAUUGGCAUUUGGUUGAAUACUUCAGGUACCUGAGAUUUUUUCCCGAAGGAAGAGUCCUUAUGCUGACAUCUACAGAUGAAGCACAAACCUCUGUUAAUAGUUUAAAAAAUCGUAUCCCACGAAAUUCUUCAGUAUUGAUAGGACACUACAGAUUAUGCGAUAAUUUCGUUACAUUGGUACUCAAAAGACAGGAUACUAAAGGAAAUAAUAAUACGUGUCGUAGAAGGAGACAAAGAGAGACAGUACAUGAUAGCGGAGAACAAACAUUUCAUGUUGAGUUUGAAAUUCAAAAUCACCAUAGAAGGAUUAAUUCACAACUAUCAUGGCUAAGAUAUAAUAUAUUUACUAGAUAUAGAAAUGGGCAGGAACCAUGCGUAAACACUAUGAAUCUUAGCGGACGAUACCCACCAUUCAGGUUUAGCAGAGUUAAGAGUUAUACUCAGGAAAGUGAGGCCCCAUUGCAGUGAUAAAAAUUGCUUGAGAAUCAGAUUUGGUAAGAAGAAUAUAUUGAUAAGAAUUUAAACAACAUAAGAAUAACAAAAGAUAAAUUAAAAAAUUACAAAUUUCUUCUAUACAAAUGUUCAUUAAAAUAUUAUUAUUUAAAAUCUUUAAAAAGGAAAAUGUGUCCUGUGACAUAUUGUCGCGUGAUAUAAUUAUUUUGUUACGUAUAUUCGGAACGUAAAGCUUGAGUUACAGAAAAGCAGUAGUAAGGCUAUACAGAUUGCUUAUACUAUCGAUUAGCGAUAUUUUUAAAGUUCUAUAAUAUUUGGAUAUUGUAGAUGUAAAAAUAAUCUUUAUCUUUAUUAAUUUUAAUAGUGUUAUUUUUCAUUAAGUCUAUAUUUAUAUAUCUAUACAUAACUUUUCAUUGUGAUUUAUUAUUGCUUUAAGCACUUAUAUGGUGCCUUAUGUGCUUUUAAAAGUAGGUGCUUAUAUGUGAAAUGUUGUAUCAUUUUAAUUUCAUCUCAAAAUAAUUACACGUACACGGUCUAUUUCGCAAAAUAGUUGUUAGAAUUUAAUUUUGAUAGCGAACGCAUGGUACGUUUAUAUGUAUAUAUAAUAUUUAUGAUUCGAAAUCUUUAUAUAUCAUGCGAUCGCUAGAAAUAAUAAUAAACUAUAAGUGAACUAACUUGCAAUAUACUUUCAAUCAAAGUACACGUAAAAAAUAAUUCAUAAAAGUAUUAAUAUAUAUCGAUUAACUCUAUAUUACACGAAAGCUAAUUAUUUAAUAGAUGUCAAAACAGUUAAAAGAUCUAUUUAUUGACUUGAUCUACAUCUACUAUGUGACUAUUAAUAUUGUUUUAAAAUAAAAUCAUUAAAAAAGAAUUCGAGUCGAAAAAGACUAUAGUACUGUAUAUAAUCGAGCGAUGAUGGAAUUUAAUGAACGUCCAUAUUUUUGAACAAUUUUAUUUCUCUAAAUAUCGGAUUUGGUAUAGUAAAGUGUAAGAAUUUAUAGAAAUGAGAAAUUGGAAACGUCUUUGGGGACAUUGGUAGGUGAUGAUAUCGAUAAUUACAACCAUACAAUAAACAUAUUUUUGAUGUGCUUA
This is a messenger RNA of Vespula pensylvanica (western yellowjacket), 2563 nucleotides long. Its product is annotated as F-box only protein 9. Gene Ontology annotation, cellular component: SCF ubiquitin ligase complex. The transcript is spliced from 7 exons. Gene Ontology annotation, biological process: SCF-dependent proteasomal ubiquitin-dependent protein catabolic process. NCBI's taxonomy places the organism in Eukaryota, Metazoa, Arthropoda, Insecta, Hymenoptera, Vespidae. The coding region runs from base 155 to 1486 and encodes 443 amino acids. The record is from RefSeq and is a predicted model, not a curated record. Gene Ontology annotation, molecular function: protein binding.